Nicotiana tabacum (common tobacco) is the source of this 1108-nucleotide messenger RNA. Its product is annotated as transmembrane ascorbate ferrireductase 2. Lineage: Eukaryota; Viridiplantae; Streptophyta; Magnoliopsida; Solanales; Solanaceae. The record is from RefSeq and is a predicted model, not a curated record. Gene Ontology annotation, molecular function: oxidoreductase activity.
CUGACAUGGACUUCGUGGUGACCUGUCUCCCCUGUGAAAGUCAAAAGGAAAUUAGGACUAUAAAUAUACACAGAGACCGUUAAAGUCCAUAUCCAUCCCUAAAUCUGGACUAAGAAGAGAUCUAAAACUGACCGAAUCUGAAAGCGGUCUGCGAAAUCCGACGAUCAUCAAAUUAUUAAACUGCUGCAGAUUUUGGCACUAUUUAGGAGGCCACUAUUUUUGGGGAUUCAUCAAUGGCGGUGCCGGUGGUGAGAUUUCCGAUUUUCGUGUUGGUGCGAGUGAUCGGAGUUGCAGUGGCAGCCUUGGUUUUAACGUGGAGUGUGCAUUACAGAGGAGGUUUAGCACUCAUCUCUGACAAUAAAGCUCUCAUCUUUAACGUCCAUCCUGUUUUAAUGGUAAUCAGCCUCGUCCUUCUAAAUGGUGAAGCAAUGCUGGCGUACAAGACAGUCUCAGGAACAAAGAGCUUCCGGAAAUUAGUUCAUCUUGUCCUGCAAUUCAUGGCUUUCUUUUUGAGUCUAAUUGGUGUUUGGGCUGCUUGGAAGUUUCAUAUUGACAAAGGAAUUGACAACUUUUAUAGUCUUCACUCAUGGUUGGGCUUAGCUUGCCUUUUCCUAUUUGGUGUCCAGUGGGCUGCUGGUUUUGCCACCUUCUGGUAUCCAGGUGGUUCAAGGAACAGUAGGGCGAGUCUCCUACCGUGGCAUGUCUUUUGUGGCAUAUACAUAUAUGCCCUUGCUAUUGUUACUUGUGCUACUGGCAUAUUAGAGAAAGCUACAUUCCUUCAAGCAAGCCACAUAAUCUCUCGCUACUCCACCGAGGCAUUGCUAGUGAACUGCUUGGGUGUCUUGAUAGUUGUUUUGGGUGGACUGGUUAUUCUUGCUGUUGUCUCUCCAAUGAAUGGAAAAGGUGACAUUCACAGGGAGCUAGCAGAAUAAGCACAAGUCAAUGUGUAUUUGAAUUCAAUUUUGAGAUAGAGACGAUAUAUCAAACUUCAUGUAUCGCAGGGUUGAAUUUUUUCUGGUAAUGAGAGAUGUAGUGACGGGGAAAGGAUGUAAAUUCUAUUCUCUGAUUCACAUAAUCUAUGACGCACUUGGAGCCCGUUUGGCCAUAA